Molecule: messenger RNA, 2127 nt
Organism: Trichoplax adhaerens
Lineage: Eukaryota; Metazoa; Placozoa; Uniplacotomia; Trichoplacea; Trichoplacidae
Exons: 3
Coding region: 1-2127 (708 amino acids)
Cellular component (GO): trans-Golgi network
Source: RefSeq, a predicted model, not a curated record
AUGGCAGGCAUUGACUUCUCACAAACGACAUUUGAUCAUCGAUGUAUGUUAGUUUUAGUUCUACCAGUGGGCAAUAUUCCUCGUCAACAAUUUCAACGUAUUUAUACGCUGUUGCGUAGCCGUUAUCAACGUGUUAGCCUACCCAAUGCCAAUCGUGUAGUUAGACUUAAAUUUGUUCAAAAUGUUCAUGCUCAUGAAAGUCGUAUUUGGGGCACCUUGCAUAUGCAUAAGCAUGUUCUAGGAUUAUUUUGCAUAGGCGAUUUAACAAAAACCAAUGACCAAUUUGCCCAACUAAACCAAAAAUUUCAAGAUACGCUUACCCAAUAUUCUGAAACUUUAUUCGAUAGUCGUUUCAUUAUUAUGACUGACCAAUCGUUACCUGAUCAAACUGAAGCGAUUGUCAUCAAUUUGCAAAACUAUCAACAUGUCUUAUCUACUGCAAUACCUGAAUUUGGUGCAUCUCUAUUCUGGAUCUUGGACUCUAAACGUGUCGAAAAACUGAAUGAAAAGCCUGAUAAAAUGACUAUGUUAAAAAUAUCAUUAGAAAAUGACAGCGGAUCUCAAGAUGAUAGCGGCUAUAAGAAGAAAUGUGCUGGCAGGAAUAAAAAGCGACUCGGUGAUUUAUGUUUACUGGCCAAUUUAUCCUAUGAUGCCUUGAGCCACUAUGCUGCUGCUGUCGAUGGGCUACGCUCUGCAAAUGAUUUACUCUGGCUAGCCAGCGCAUUAGAAGGCAUCUGUGCUGCUACCAUCAUAUGCAAAAGUAAAUACUGUCCCCGUGGAGACUACGUCCUUACUCCUGGGAGUGCUGCUGUAUUACCUGAAGGUAAAGGUAGAAGAUCUCCAUCUUUUAAUGCUGUAGCGACCAAAGAUGAUAACGCUGUCGCAACUGUACCUUCGCUGAAUGCUAACCUAUUAUCAACGAAUGACGUUAUUGAAAGAUAUCUAGAAGCAAUUAAAAUUUAUAACAGGAUCAAUGUUGCACCGUUAAUUGAAUUAGAAGCUAAUAUCAAGUUAGCCAAUGUUUUGGCUUCUGCAGAUAAAAAAGUAGAGACAUCAGAAACGCUGAUGAGAAUCUUAUAUACCAACUAUCCAUUGAGCGAAGAGCAAAAAAUUCAACGUUAUUGCUUUGUUAGCCAUAUUUAUGAAAAGAUUAAUUUUGGCCGAAAAGCUGCUUUUAUAUCUCGUAUAGCAUCAAUGCAGUGUUUAUCGAGAAAUAUUACAAAUCAUCCUUGGAUUGCUGUAUAUUCACUCAUGAAAAAGGCCUUGAAAGGGUAUAACUUACAUCCUGAUUUCCAAUUAUGUGCUAAGGAUAGAUCUGGUUGGCCAGCCCUUCAGUUACAUGUUUUAAAGGAAUUAAUAAUGUGUUCGAGACACCUUAAUGAUCCUGCUAUUGCUUCCCGACUUCUUAUUUUUAUUUUACAAUUUAUGGAUAGUUCACUGAGUGAUUCGGAUAAACAAACUUACUGUGCCCUUCUUGAGAUGCAGUCGAAAAAUAUCACUGGAAGCCCGUAUCAAUUUACUUUUAAUCGCAAUUACGGUAGCCAACCAAUGGCAAUGACAAUGUUUCCCUGUAUUAUCCAAUUUACUAUUGUCCCACUUCCUACCCAAUUGCGACCUGUUAAGAUGUUAGCAAAUACUGAUUCCGAUAAUCAGAACUGCUUCAUAUUCUCCGCACUACAGAAACGAUCAACUAAAGGAAAAACCGAUGAAAUCCCAAUUACAAUUCAAAAUGAAACUCUUAGAGUUGAAAUAAAACUAGUUAAUCCCAUGCCUCUUGAAGUGAAGGUUAGCAAGAUGACACUGUUAGUGGAUGAUAUUGCUUUCGAUCCCCAUCCGGCGGCUAUUGCACUACCUCCAAAAUCUGAGCCUGUGUCUAUGAUGUUAACUGGUAUUCCAUGUAGCAAAGGCAAAUUACAUAUUUUAGGCUACAGCAGCCAAGUUUUUGGACUAAAUAGCUUAUGCACGUCAACAUUCUGCAACGAAAGCUUGCGUCGUGAAAUUGACGUUAUACCUGCGUUACCCCUGAUACGUAUUUCGUCCACAUUAUCACCUGGUUUUGUAGUUACAACAUCAAAUGAAAUCCAAACAUUGGUUACAAAUUUAACUACUUAUACUGGAGAAAGGUAA